Messenger RNA from Cyprinodon variegatus (sheepshead minnow), 3756 nucleotides. It is a transcript of the gene fcsk, whose product is annotated as fucokinase. The transcript has 23 exons. NCBI's taxonomy places the organism in Eukaryota, Metazoa, Chordata, Actinopteri, Cyprinodontiformes, Cyprinodontidae. The coding region runs from base 457 to 3699 and encodes 1080 amino acids. Gene Ontology annotation, biological process: GDP-L-fucose salvage. Gene Ontology annotation, molecular function: ATP binding; fucokinase activity. The record is from RefSeq and is a predicted model, not a curated record.
AUAGAAUAUAAUGUAUUUAAUCCAUCCCAUUAGUCAGGACUGCAGCAGCUUUUUGCGUUGAUCCACCGCCCCGGUGGGCAACCCAACAGAGGAAAUCAAACGCCUACGGAAGCCCGCACAUUCAAAACAUUCCGAUCAAAACAGGCAAAGGUUAAACCGCGGCGCGAUUACAUCAAUAUACACCUUUUUCGUCAUUCAUUCCCUUUAAUUAGGUUUUAACCAAUAUCAUUUUGAUGCUGAAUGAUGUUCUUUUGGUUUCACUUCAUCCGUAGAGCCUCUAACCCUCUCCUCCGUUUGUUAGUUAGUUUGGUUAACUAGCCGUUGAUGCUUUUCCGUGCGGAGUUUGGUUCGUGGCAGCGGUUCAACCAGUCAGACAGACUCCGCUCUGAGCUGCAGGCCUGUUUCUAAACUACCGGCUGAUUCAGGCCUCCACUGGCGGCUCACAGCUCGGACGAGAUGCCGCAGACCGGCGAGUUUCCAUGGACGGUGGUCGUCCUCACCUGCCAACACAAAGACAGUGUGUAUGCUUUUCAAAGAGAGCUGGAGCUACGGCAGCAACGCGGCAGUCUACCUGGGGCCGCGCUGCUAUUGACCGUUAGGGACCGGCAGGAGCCGCUGGGCAGCGGAGGGGCCACACUGAACGCUCUGCUGGUCGCAGCUGAACACCUGAGCAGCAGAGCCGGACACACUGUGGUGACAGCUGACGUCCUGGAUGAAGCUCACAUCCUCAUCCUCCACACAGGUCGGGAUUUUCCCUGGAGCUCCUGCAGCCGAGCUUUCUGCUGGCUGCCUGAAGAGAAGCGCGGGCAGAAGGUCCAGGCCCCGCUCUGUGUUCUGGAUCUGCUGCUGGACCGGCUCAGCACCCAGAUCUGUCCGGGUUCUCCUCCUGGAGUCUGGGUCUGCAGCACCGACAUGAUCCUCACCGUUCCAGCAGACUUUGUGUUGUCCUGGGAUGGAUUCUCAGGAGUUCGGGUUCUGGCACUACCAGGCGAUGUCUCAUACGCAGCCGAUCACGGAGUCUACCUGACCGACCCAAAGGGUCAGGUCCGGGACAUCAUCUACAAAGGAUCCAGGGAGCAGAUCCAGCAAGCCCUGAUGCCUGAUGGGAAGGUCCCGUUGGUUUCAGGUCCAGUCUUCUUCUGCCAAUCCGUCUCUGAGAAGCUGCUGCAGACUCACGUCACUCCUCCUCUGGACGGCUGCACCUACCUGGGCCUGGACUCUGGAGCUCCGCCCUUCCAGAUCUCGCUCUUCUUGGACCUGUUGAAGUGUCUCUGCUCAGAUCUGACCCACGAUCAGUUUGUUGGCCAGGACCGAGCUGGCUGCAGUUCCACAGCCGGCCCACAGGGAGCAGCAGUGAGGACAGGCAGAGCAGAGCUUUGGAGGAUCCUCAGAGGAGUUCCACUCUCACUGGUGUACGUCGCCGGCGGUCGCUAUGACUACAUGACUCUGUCCGGGAAGCAGCAUGUCCACCGUCUGACCUCUGAUUGGACGGUUAGAAACACUCUGUCUCACAUUCAGACGGAGAGCCUGCUCAGUGAGGGAGCUCGCAUCAUCAACAGCGUCCUGGAUGGAGAUGUUGCUGUGGCGACCGGGGCUGUUUUGCAACACUGCCACCUUCAGGGUCCUCUGGACGUCCCAUCAGGCUGUUUGCUCUCAGGUCUAGAAAUCUCGACGUCGACGUGCAUCAGGCGGCUCAAUCUUAGCAGUGACAUCAUCAUCCAGGGCCAUCGGAUCGAGCUGGGGGAGCUGAAGCUAACUGUGUACACGGUGACGGGCGCCAACGACGAUCUGCAGGUGUCCCUUGACGACAGCAGGGCCUCCUUCCUCAACCAGAGCUGGAAGGUUUUCCUCAGCUCCUCAGGAAUAGAGCCAGAGGAGCUGUGGGUGAGGGGCGAACAGCGCUCCCUGCUGGAGGCUCGGCUUUUUCCAGCCCUCCACCCCAGAGGAGGCGCUGUGGGUCUUGAGGGAGGUGUUGGCUGGCUGCUGGGGGGGCCAGGCUGCCUGCAGAGGUGGAGGGAGGCAUGGAGGCUCUCUCUGAGGGAGGUGCUGUCACUCACCCACCAGGAGGCGGAGCUUCAGUGGAGGGAGGAACUGCAGUUUCUGGCGGGGAGGAGGAGAGUGACGGACACCCUGCGGAGCCGCACCGACGUCUGUUUGCUGCCUUGCUUCAGGGCAGCAGUGCACGGGGGGCAGCAUGAGGCGCUGCUGGACACUCUGGACAGCAUUGCUGCUGGAAGCGUGGAUCAGGGGGAGGAGCCUGGAGCACAGCUGGGCGUGGCCGCCCGCUGUCUGUCCUGCAUCGCUGAUGUGCUGGUGUGCAUGGCAGGGGGGAAGGGGGGUCUUAGGAGCGGUCCAGCUGCUAAUGAAGCCUGGAGCCCAGCAUACUUCCUAUUGGAGGAGGGGGACCUGAGGGGAGGAGUUUAUGCUCUUGCUGCACAGCGGCAGCACUGGCUGAGCAGGCCCGACUUACUGGUGCGGGCGGCGCGGCACUAUGAGGGCGCCGGGCAGGUGCUGCUGCGGCAGGCUGUGAUGUCAUCACAGAAGUUCAUCUGUAUUGGGCAGGGGGAGGCCCCGCCUGUGGGGGAGUGGCAGGAAGUGGAGUGUCCAGCCAGACUGGACCUGGCAGGCGGCUGGAGCGACACGCCUCCCAUUGCCUUCGAGCACGGCGGAUCGGUGACCAACAUCGCAGUGAAGGUCGAUGGGAAACGGCCUAUCGGAGCCAGAGCCCGUCGCAUCCUGGAACCCCGCCUCCUGCUGGUAAGCUGCAGCGGCGGCGCUUCCACGGCGAUAGUCUGUGAGAGUCUGGACGAGCUGAGGGACUACUGCCAGCCUCACGCUCCAGGAGCUCUGCUAAAGGCCAUCUGCGUGUGCAGCGGCCUCGUAUCUCUGUCCUCGCAGCAUCCUCUGGAGCAUCAGCUGUUGCAGAGGUGGGGAGGCGGGGUGGAGCUGCACAGCUGGUCAGAGCUGCCAACCGGAUCCGGACUGGGGACCAGCAGCAUCCUGGCGGGGGCGCUACUGGCAGCCAUCUACAGGGCUACGGGCCGAACCUACGACACCGACUCCCUGAUCCACGCCGUCCUCUACCUGGAGCAGAUUCUCACCACAGGCGGCGGCUGGCAGGACCAGGUGGGAGGCUUGGUGGGCGGAGUCAAAGUGGGUCGCUCCAGAGCAUCCUUGCCCCUGCAGGUGGAGGUGGAGCGCCUGAGUCCUCCUCCUGAGUUCCUGGCCUCUCUGGAGCAGCACCUCCUGCUGGUUUACACCGGAAAGACUCGGCUGGCCCGAAACCUGCUGCAGGACGUGGUUCGCAGCUGGUACAGUCGUCUGCCUUCCAUGGUGCUGAACGCCCAGCAGCUGGUGUCUAACUCUGAGGAAUGUUCCAGAGCCUGUUCAGAGGGUUCUCUGUCCAGGCUGGGUAAGUGUCUGGACCGCUCAUGGCAGCAGAAGAAGCUGAUGGCUCCUGGAUGCGAGCCGGCAUCCGUCAGAACCAUGAUGGAGGCUCUGAGGCCCCUGGUCCUGGGUCAGAGCCUGGCGGGGGCCGGAGGAGGCGGCUUCCUGUACCUGCUGACCAAGGAGUCCCGACAGCAGGAGGCAGUUCUGCAGGUUCUCAGAAACACAGCGGGUCUGGGCGACUUCAGCGUUCACACAGUGCAGGUGGAUAUGGAGGGAAUCGCAGUCCGGACGCCAUCUUUGACAGUUUAGAGCUGUGAUUCAAUCUGACGGAACAAUGAAGAAUGAUGAUGAUUAAUAAUGAAUUGU